Messenger RNA from Frankliniella occidentalis (western flower thrips), 2042 nucleotides. Its product is annotated as pre-piRNA 3'-exonuclease trimmer-like. Gene Ontology annotation, molecular function: poly(A)-specific ribonuclease activity; RNA binding. The transcript has 12 exons. Gene Ontology annotation, biological process: nuclear-transcribed mRNA poly(A) tail shortening. Lineage: Eukaryota; Metazoa; Arthropoda; Insecta; Thysanoptera; Thripidae. Gene Ontology annotation, cellular component: cytoplasm; endoplasmic reticulum. The record is from RefSeq and is a predicted model, not a curated record. The coding region runs from base 52 to 1689 and encodes 545 amino acids.
CCCUUUUUAAAUUGUAAAGUGUUCGUCGUUUUUGUUAUAGACGUCUCGAAAAUGACUGAGGUUUUGCGUGACACAUUUGAAAAGAAUUUUCCUAGGGUUGAGAAAGAUAUUAAAAAUGCUGCAUUUAUAGCAAUUGACACAGAGUUCAGUUGCCUAGUUUCUCACACUGAAUCCAAAUCCAGCCUUUUUGACACGGCCGAACAACGUUAUUUAAAGCAAAGAGAUAAUAUUUCAGAUGCUUUGCUGUUGCAAUUCGGUCUCACUGCCUUUAUUUUUGACCGAGAGAAAAAUGUUUAUGAAAGCCAUUCCUACUGUUUUUAUCUAUUCCCUCACACAUUUGGCUCCAACGAUCAGCGUUUUAAAUGCCAAGCAUCUUCUCUGGAAUUUCUUUGUCACCAUAAAUUUGAUUUUAACAAGUUUGUGUACAAUGGAAUUUCAUUUUUGAAUGAUGAACAAGAUAUCCGUGCCCAGCAAGAGUUGAAAGAUGGAGAUCUCUUACGAUCAGUUGAACGAGCUUUAUCUCAUGAAGACGAAGAAUCUGUUCAAGCAAUGUGCUCUCAGGUUGCUCUUUGGUUGGCUGGAGGUUUACCUGAAGCAGCCACUGAAAAGUCAAUAUUCCUUGAAGUCCCUAGGAGCUCACAAAGCUCACAAUGCAUUGCUUAUGUUGCUCAUCAUGAAUUGCGCAAGCGGUUUAUCUGCAUAUGGACAUUACCAGAAGAUGGAAAUAUAAGAGUUCUCAAAGUAUCUCCAACAGAAAGAGCAAUGAUGGAAAAAAAUCAUUCUCAUGAAGAUGAAUUGCAAAAUGCUGUCCUUCUUUCAAUUAGAGGGUUCACACGAAUUUUUAAGCUUUUAGUUCAGUUGAAGAAGCCAAUAAUUGCACACAAUUGUGUUCUAGAUCUCAUGAUAAUGCACAAGCAGUUCUAUUGUUCCCUUCCAAAAUCGUACCAGGCAUUCAAGAAUAACAUACAUUCACUCUUUCCAAAUGUGUAUGACACAAAAUAUAUGAGCUCUGAGUACCGGAAGAAAAUUGACAGAAGUGACUCGUGGAGCAACAAUACGUUACCUGGUCUUUAUAGAUACUUUGAUUUAGGAAGAGGUCAUAGUAUUGCUUCAUACAGUCCUAAAAUAAUAUCACAGGACUUUGGUGAUGAGGGUGAGCGAAAAUUUCAUGAUGCUGGCUGGGACUCAUAUUGUGCCGGUUUCUGUUUUAUUCGGAUGGCUCACUUUUUCGGGGUCAUGGAAAUGGGAGGGCUCAGUGCAGCCAGGCCUUUUACCAGCACAGAACAUCUUGCUCUUACUUCUCAUCUUGCCAACCGUAUCAAUAUUAUUCGUGGCAAUCUCACCCAUAUUGUACUUGAUGGUUUGGACCCACCUUCUCACAGACCUGAAAUAAUUGUUGUAAAAAGAAGAGAUGGUAAGGCCCUUGAUGCAUUAGAACUAACUGAAAGUCUAUCAAAGCAUGGUUCUGUUGAUGUGAAGAUGGUAUCAAACAAACUAGCAUUAGUUGCUGCAAGCACCAAAGGACAGGUGAUGGACUUAUGCCGAGAGUACUACAAGCAUCCUGAAUUAGCCCUAGUAAAAUACAAUAAAAUUCAACACGAUCCAUUCAUUUGGACUUCAACAUUAUGCAGCCUUGUGAUGUGUGCUGCCUUGUCAGGAAUCUUCAUUUAUCGUGUACUCAAGAACUAGUCUAUACCAAGGUAAAAUUUUCAUGCAAAGUUGUAAUUUUGGGGGUUAAAAUUAAUGUUUUUGUACCUGGACACAUUGUUAGUUUCUUUUUCUCUAACUUUUGUAAAACCUAGUUUAUAUUCAUGUUUUCUUAUAACAUUCCAAGAAUUGGUCCAAGUGUCAGUUCCUAUUUUCAAUAUGCACUGCCAUUUUAACUUUUAUAUAUUUUUUUUAUAAUGAUCUCGUGGGCCACCUGUCUCACCUCUCGCAACUGUUGCUCUUUUUUUUUAUUUAACAUUUUAUUUGAGUUAGUUUUAUCGAAUGAAAUUUGUACAUGAGCAUUUUGUCCAUUAAAAUAAGUGAAAGCUCCCCAA